CGGAGCCCAGCGCAGUUGCCGGUUGGAGCCCACCCCUCUGCAGUAUGCAUGUUCGCCAGGGAAUCCGCGAAGCGCUCACGUCCCAGCAGUGCACUUCUCCGGCCAGAGACCAUCUAAUCGAGAGCCGAGGAUAAAAACCGUUGGAUGAGGCAGGCGGACCGGAGGCGGAAAGCCCGAAAGCGAGCGCAGGAAUACAGUAGUAUUUACUACAGGAAUACACGCUGCCUCCCUCCUCUGAACGUGGACAAUCAUGCAUGUGCUCUUCUGGGGCUUGGGAUUCCUGCUGUUCCCUGAUUUCUUGAAUGUAGUCGCAUCCACGGGGAGAUUGCUUUUGAAUUCCAGCACAGUGAGAGAGGACCUCGUCUCUUAUGAGAUUGUAACGCCGGUGCGAGUGAAUGAAGCCGGGGAAAAGUUCCCAACCAGCGUGCACUUCAAGAGGAAAAGGCGAAGUCUGGACGAGGGCACCGGGAACGCCACGGACCACUGGGCCUCGCCAAACAUCCACUACAGGAUAUCUGCUUUCGGACAGAGCUACCACCUGAAUCUGACGGUGGAUUGGGGAUUUAUCGCGCCUCUCUACACGGUGACAGUACUCGGAGUGCCCCGGGGAGGCAACGCCACGGAUUUCUCGACAGAUGCGGAGGGGGAGGAGGAGGUGGAGGAGGAAGAGGACACGGAGCUGAGGCACUGUUUCUACAGAGGGCAUGUGAACGCACACGCACAGCACGCCGCGGUCAUCAGCCUGUGCUCCGGACUGCUCGGCACUUUCAGGUCUCCAGAUGGGGAGUAUUUUGUGGAGCCUCUACACAGCUAUGGGGGUCAACACUAUGAAGAGGAACACACAAAACCUCAUAUUGUAUACAGGAAGCGUGCAUCCAAGAAACAGACAACUGAGAGGAGCUCGGCUUGUGACACUUCAGGACACAAACACAGACAAAAGAGACACAAGCUGAAGAGAGGGCCGGCGGCCGAGGUCACCGCCGUUUCCGACGCGGCCCCUCUGGUCAGUGCCGACAUAUUCCACGACCUGGAGUCGCUGAGCACCAGCCUGUCAAAGACGGCUCUGCUCAGAUCAGAGAACAGCUCCGCUAGCACCAGACCGUCAAAUGAUAGCAGCGGUGACUCAGGACCUCACAGGAGAUCAAAGCGCUUCCUGUCCUACCCGCGCUUUGUUGAAGUCAUGCUGGUGGCCGACAGCAAAAUGGUGGAGCAUCACGGCAGUAAUCUACAGCACUACAUACUCACUUUAAUGUCUAUAGUCUCUUCUAUCUACAAAGAUCCCAGCAUUGGCAACCUGAUCAACAUUGUAAUUGUUAAGUUAGUGAUAAUAAAUAAUGAGCUGGAGGGUCCAGUCAUUUCAUUCAACGCACAGACCACUUUAAAGAACUUCUGCAUCUGGCAGCAGAGCCAGAACAUCCUGGAUGACAACCACCACUCCCAUCACGACACUGCCAUCCUUAUCACCAGGCAGGACAUCUGCAGAGCCAGGGAUAAGUGUGACACCUUAGGCCUUGCAGAGUUGGGGACAGUUUGUGAUCCAUAUCGAAGCUGCAGCAUCAGCGAGGACAACGGGCUCAGCACCGCAUUCACCAUCGCCCACGAACUUGGUCAUGUCUUCAACAUGCCUCAUGACGAUAGUAACAAGUGUAAGGAGGACGGAGUAAAGAUACAACAGCAUGUGAUGGCUCCCACGCUUAAUUACAACACAAACCCUUGGAUGUGGUCCAAGUGUAGCAGGAAAUACAUCACAGAGUUUCUUGACACAGGAUAUGGUGAGUGCUUGCUCGACGAGCCCGUUUCUGGGCCGUACGGUCUCUCGCAGCAGCUGCCCGGGCGGAUAUACAAUGUCAAUAAACAGUGUGAAUUGAUAUUCGGGCCGGGGACACAGGUGUGCCCUUAUAUGACUCAGUGUCGGAGGUUGUGGUGCACUAGUCCGGAGGGGGCCCAGCGGGGCUGCAGGACGCAGCACAUGCCAUGGGCAGACGGCACCGAUUGCUCCCCUGGAAAGCACUGCAAACACGGCCUGUGUAUACCCAAAGAGCAUGACACAGCGCCGGUGGAAGGAGCGUGGGGAGUGUGGAGUCCUUUUGGUAGCUGUUCGCGAACAUGUGGUGGUGGAAUAAAGAUCGCCAUGCGCGAAUGCAACCGACCAAUGCCCAGGAAUGGAGGAAUGUAUUGUGUUGGUCGCCGGAUGAAGUUUCGUUCUUGUAACUCUGAGCCUUGCUCCAACCAGAAGAAGGACUUCAGGGAGGAACAAUGCGCCGCAUUUGACGGCAGGCAUUUCAACAUCAACGGUCUACCUCCAAAUGUUCGCUGGGUGCCCAAAUACAGCGGAAUUCUCAUGAAGGACAGGUGUAAGCUGUUCUGCAGGGUAGCAGGCAGCACGGCCUACUACCAGCUCAGGGAUAGGGUCAUCGAUGGCACGCCAUGUGGACCCGAUACCAACGACAUCUGUGUCCAGGGCCUGUGCAGGCAAGCAGGCUGUGAUCAUGUACUGAACUCUAAAGCCAGGAGGGACAAGUGCGGCGUGUGUGGGGGGGAUAACUCUUCCUGCAAAACUGUGGCUGGCACUUUCAACACUGUACGCUAUGGCUAUAAUGAAGUAGUGCGAAUACCCACUGGGGCUACAAAUAUAGAUGUGCGUCAACACAGCUACUCAGGGAAACCGGAGGAUGACAACUACCUCGCCGUAUCAAAUAGCCGUGGAGAAUUCCUGCUUAAUGGAGAAUUUGUGGUCAGCAUGUUUAAAAGGGAAAUAAAAGUGGGAAAUGCCAUCAUUGAGUACAGUGGCUCGGACCAUGUCAUUGAGAGGAUCAACUGCACUGACCGCAUCGAAGAAGAGAUCAUUGUUCAGGUGCUGUCUGUGGGGAACCUUUACAACCCAGAUGUCAGGUACUCUUUUAACAUCCCCAUAGAGGAUAAGCCUCAGCAGUUCUUCUGGGAUGCGUAUGGGCCCUGGCAGGAGUGCAGCCGCCUGUGCCAAGGAGAGCGCAAGCGAAAGAUUGUCUGCAGCAGAGAGCUGGACCGGGUGGUGGUGUCGGACCAGCGGUGUCAUGGUAACGCUCGGCCUGCUGCCAUCACCGAGCCCUGUAACACUGAAUGCGAACUCAGGUGGUACGUGGCUCGUAAAAGUGAGUGCACAGCCCAGUGUGGUAUUGGAUAUCGUUCUCUGGAAAUAUAUUGUGCCAAGAUCAGCCGCGCAGAGGACAAGACCCAGAAAGUUGAUGACCGCUACUGUAGUGGGCAACGUAAACCCGAUGACAAGGAGAGUUGCCAUGGAGACUGUAACCCAGGCGGUUGGGAAUACUCACCCUGGUCAGAGUGCUCCAAAAGCUGUGGUGGGGGCACCCGCCGCCGGGGCGCCGUUUGUCGAAAGACACCUGAUGCUGGUAGUGACGAAAGCAAAUGCAGUCAAAGGGACAAACUGACCUGCCUUGUAACAUGCGGAAAAGGUUACAAGCACCGGCAGACGUGGUGCCAGUUUGGUGAGGACCGUCUCGAUGAUCACUUUUGUGGUUCGUCCAAACCUGAGUCGGUGCAGACGUGCCAGCAACAAGAGUGUGCCUCUUGGCAAGUUGGACCGUGGGGACAGUGCACUACCUCUUGUGGGCCAGGCUACCAGAUGCGGGCUGUGAAGUGUAUUGUCGGCUCUUAUGGUGCCGUUAUGGACGACACUGAAUGUAACGCUGCUACUCGACCCACCGAUACCCAGGACUGUGAACUGGCCCAGUGUCCGAGCAACCAUCCUGUUCCACCAGGAACCAAUGUCCCCUCCCACCAGGGCCACAAAACCCAGUGGCGCUUUGGUUCCUGGACACAGUGUAGUGCCAGUUGUGGCAAAGGAACACGGAUGCGGUACGUGAGCUGUCGAGACAACCAGGGUGGUGUUGCAGACGAGUCAGCAUGUGCUCACCUCCAGAAACCACCUGCGAGGGAAGUGUGCUCAGUUGUAGCAUGUGGACAGUGGAAAGUACUGGAAUGGACAGUGUGCUCAGUGACCUGUGGACAGGGAAAGACGACACGACAGGUGCUGUGCGUAAAUUUCAGUGACCAAGAAGUGAGUGCUAGUGAGUGUGACCCAGACGAUCGUCCUACCUCAGAGCAGGCCUGUACUAUGUCUCAAUGCCCGUCCCGUUCCAGUGAGUCCCGACCUUUGCCGUCCUCACCCAACACCAGCACCAGGAACAACCUGCCUCGCAGCCAACCCCACCAGUGGCGGACUGGCCCCUGGGGAGCGUGCUCCAGCACAUGUGCUGGAGGUUUCCAACGGAGAGUAGUGGUGUGCCAGGAUGAGAACGGUUAUCCUGCCAACACUUGCGAGGAUGACAGCCGACCCAGCGAGCAACAGUCCUGUGAGUCAGGGCUGUGUCCGCAGUGGAUCUAUGGCAACUGGGGAGAGUGUACUAAGCCAUGUGGAGGUGGGAUAAAGACAAGGCUGGUGGUAUGCCAGCGUCCAAACGGCGAGCGUUUCAGUGAUCUAAGCUGCGAGAUCCACGACAAGCCACCAGAUCGAGAGCAGUGCAAUACUCAGCCGUGCCCUUCUAGCCCCCACUGGAGCACAGACCCAUGGAGCUCGUGUUCAGCCUCCUGUGGAAGGGGCUUCAAAUCCCGUAAAGUGAGCUGUGUGACCGGCUCUGGCCGUCCCGUCCAGGAGGAAAACUGCCUGCAUUUAUCCCCGAAACCCGGCAAGCAGAGGCGCUGUCGAGGUGGACGAUGCCCCAAGUGGAAGACUAGCGGCUGGGGCGAGUGCUCAGCCUCCUGCGGAGACGGCGUUCAGAGACGGGAGGUUUUCUGUCAGAAUGGAGACGGGCGGGUCCGGCUGGAGCUGGGCUGUCCGCAGAGGUCCCGGCCGGCCUCCAGCCAGAGCUGCCGGCUGUCCGAAUGCCCGUCCCGGUUCCGCUGGAGGGAGGGGGAGUGGAGGACGUGCAGUAAAUCGUGCGGAUCGGGCCACCGGCAGCGAGCCUUGCAUUGUGUGGAUCACAACCAGCAGGAAGUGCAUGAAAUGUACUGCGUCAACCAGAUCCGACCCCCCACCAUGGAGAGCUGCAGCACGCAGGCCUGUGAACUGAUCUGGAUCACAGGGGAGUGGACAGAGUGCUCGGUCACCUGUGGUCAGGGCUACCGGCAGCGUCUCGUCUCUUGCAGUGAGGUGCAUGUGGAGACUGACAACUAUGAGUAUGGCCCUCAGUCUUUGUCCAACUGCCCUGGGACCCCCCCAGAGAGCUACAUGACUUGUAAUCUGGUGAGCUGUGGCGAUGGAGUGAUGAUGAGGACAGUGCAGUGUGUGUCAGCAGAUGGUCAAGAAGGCGAUGCAUGUUCUCAGGAUGGAAUGCCUGCCUCCAGAAAAGUCUGCCGGAAUCCAAGCUGCCAUUUACCCUCUAGCUGUCUUGAAAUCCAGGGUUUGAAUGGCCCCAUCCCAGACAGUGAACACAUUCUCAGUAUUCAAGGAAAAGCACUGAAGGUCUACUGUGCUGGAAUGCAGACAGGGACUCCACAGGAGUACAUAACCUUGACAACCGGGGAAGGGGAGAAUUUUUCAGAGAUCUUUGGCUUCAGGCUCAAUGACCCCACCCAAUGUCCGACCAAUAACUCCAGGAGAGACGACUGCGACUGCAGGAGGGACCACACUGCUGCGGGCAUCACCACCUUCUCCAAGGUUCGCCUGGACGUUACAAGCAUGAACAUUCUCACUACAGACUGGCAGUUUUCUUACACCCGUGAAGGCAAGAGUGUUCCGUUUGCAACGGCCGGAGACUGUUACAGUGCAGCCAGUUGUCCACAGGGCCGGUUUAACAUCAACCUGUCCGGAACAGGCUUGAGGAUGGCUGAGGAUGCUUCGUGGAUCUCCCAGGGCAACUAUGUUGUAGCUAAUGUGGAGAAAUCAGAGGGUGGAAGCAGAGUGUCAGGAACCUGUGGAGGCUACUGUGGGAAAUGCUUACCCUCCUCUGGUCGCACUUUGCCCUUUGUGGCUCAUCAGGCCCAAAACCAGACGCCUCAAACCGAAUCGCCUGUUCUCAGGCUCCGUCUGAAGGUCUCCAGCUGUUACCUGCAGUAUUGUGUACUGAUCUUGUCAGACCCUGUAAAAAUCUAUGAAAAGAUGAUGGUCUUGUUAAUGUGCUGGAACAUAAAAUGGUCGCUCUUCAACAUCGGCAUGAUUAUCCUGAUAUACCUGACACCAUGGGAGCGCUCCACCUAUUACGGCUGA
Menidia menidia (Atlantic silverside) is the source of this 6205-nucleotide messenger RNA. The record is from the annotation of a GenBank genome assembly. Lineage: Eukaryota; Metazoa; Chordata; Actinopteri; Atheriniformes; Atherinopsidae.